AUGCCCACUCAUGGCCCGCCGUCCCCGAUCCUCCAGAAAAGCGUCAAGCGUCAGCGGCAGGACUCGUACGACGGCACGUCAUCGCGCAACGGCUUCUCGAGUCCUGAGCAGCUACCCGGCGAUGCAAAUCUAGGAGGGGCCACAAGCAGUGGCAGCAGCAGCGGCCGCAGCGAGGCCGGAGCCUCGGCUGCAUACCCUGGCACUUCUGUCACCUCAGCCUCACCUGGACAGAGCAGCAAUUUCCGCAAUGUGAGCGCAUGCAAUCGCUGUCGCCUGCGUAAGAAUAGGUGCGAUCAGAAGCUCCCCAGCUGCGCGAGCUGUAACAAGGUUGGCGUUCCUUGUGUUGGCUAUGACCCAAUAACGAAGAAGGAGAUUCCGAGAAGUUAUGUCUUCUAUCUCGAAACCCGUGUUGAGGUGCUUGAGAAACUCCUGGCAUCCAACAAUAUCUCAUUCCCGCCGGCUGAAGAUCUAGACGUAUGCUCCCGUCCUGGUGCCGAUGGGAGCUUUCCGGCCAUACGCGAUGCGGGAUACUCUGGACAAACCGAUGCGGCGGACGCUCGCAGCUCACGAACACAAAGCCAUCAUAGCCAGGCACUGGAUAAUGCGCUGCUCCCAGCGAAGAAGCAGGGUGAUCAGAGUCCAGCCAUGCUAAACAUUGUCAGUCCGGCAAAGCCGCGAUCGCUCGCCUCUACAUCGGGAGUCUCUUUUGCCCGCGUCGUGUUUGCGGCGGUGCAGUAUUCAGUAUCAGACCAAAACGGCGGCUUGGAGAAGUCCGUCUCUUCAAAUCAGUCAAACCCAGUUGGCGCGGGCACUUCGAUGCGCGACUCCUUCUUCGGGUUGCAUACUCGACCAACCAUCCAGCCGGCCACAUUCCCGACUAGAGACGUGGCCAUGCGCCUGGUCACGCUCUACUUUGAGCAUGCCAACCCGCAGAUUCCCAUCCUUCAUCGCGGCGAGUUCAUGCGCAUGUUUGAACGGGCGUACGCAAACGAGGGCCGGGGCCUCAGUGCGAGAGAGCUAUACAUGCUCAACAUGGUCUUUGCUAUCGGUUGCGGUGUCAUCGUGGGCGAGCCGGUCAAGGCGGAGGCUUCUGGCAACGCAAGGUUGCAGUUUCAACAAGGCCGGAACCAGAGCAGGCCGGAGGAGUAUCAUGCGAGUGCAAUCGUCCACCUUGAGGAAUGCCUCAGCAGCAGUGGAGGUGGACUCGAGGUACUACAAGCCGUUCUUUUGCUUGCCAACUUUGCGCUUCUUCGCCCCGUUCCACCGGGACUCUGGUAUAUAACUGGCGUGGCGGUGCGUCUCGCGGUCGACCUUGGCCUCCACCACGAGGACGGCACGGAUAUAGAGGGCGGUGGACAAGACGCACAAGACCAUGCUGAGUCACGAGACUCGAAUGGCGGCAGCUCAGAUCGAGGGAGACGUCUCUGGAUCCGCGAUAUGAGACGCCGAUUAUGGUGGUGUACCUACUCGUUUGACAGGCUGGUAAGCACCUGCGUUGGUAGGCCGUUUGGCAUCAGCGACCAAGUCAUCACAACCGAGUUUCCCUCGGUCCUCGACGAUGCCUUCAUCACGCCGAAUGGCUUUCUAGAUCCACCUUCUGGCGAGGAUCACCCGAGCUAUAAGCACGUUGCCCAUCACUACUUUAGGCUGCGCAUGCUACAGUCGGAGAUUCUCCAAGUCUUGCAGUAUAACCAAGCGCAAAUCGCCAGGACAACAGGGACCCAGGCGAGGUCGCUGGAUCUAGAAAGGAAUAGGUCGUUACCGUCUCCUUAUCUUAUCCAUUUCGACUCGUACAGGUCGUGGCGGAUGGACAUUGACCGGAGACUUCGCGAAUGGAAGGACAAUGCGCCUUCAAAACAAGAAACUGGAGUGGCCUUUUCGACCGAGUUCCUCUUUCUCAACUACUGGCAGGCCAUUGUUCUGCUGUAUAAGCAGAGCUUGAGCAUCCCUGCCAUGUUCGAGGGAGAGUACAACCCUUCAAACGAAGUCAACAGCCCCACGGCAUUCACUGCUGAGCUACGCGAAGACGAGGAGCGUAUAUACCUCAAGGUCGCAGAGGCGGGGCAAAAGAUUCUCCGCAUAUAUAGACAGCUGCAUCUGAGCAGUCUCGUAAGCUAUACUUACUUGUCUACGCAUCAUUUGUUCAUGGCCGGCAUAUCAUAUCUCUACGCCAUAUGGCAUUCUCCUGCCGUGAGAAGCCGCCUGACUAUGGACGAAGUAGAUUUUACAGUGCUGGCAGCAAAGUCAGUAUUUACCGACAUGAUUGAUAAAUGCCCACCGGCGGAGACAUGCCGCGAUGCUUUUGAUCGAACAGCCAAGGCCACCAUCCAGAUGGCCACCUCAAAAGGAGGGUUUGGCUCACCUAUCCAGCAAACCCGUCGACCGCCAACUAGAAGGGAGACCACCAACUGGGCUCCUACUCCCGCAGACAUGGCUCCCAAGAAGCCAGCAUCUCGACAUCGCCACCAUCACCAAUCUGAACAGCAGCAGCAGCAGCAGUUCCAGUUUGAUAUGGCAAUGGGUGAUAGCUUGUCAUCACCCAGCCUCUCGACAGCCGGGGAUAUAGCCACUCCGCCGGUAACAAUGGCUCACUCCCACGCCCACAGCCAUGGCCGGCCGAGUCCCACACAGCGGACAAGCAGCUAUGAUGAUGGCGGCUCAGUCAUGGACCAGUCGAUGAUUGCAUCGCCGUCUCUGCCACGAAGCCAAGCCACGCCUGGCAGUACCAGCGGCGGGAACCCGUUUAUGGCCCAACAGAACCAGCAGUUUGGCAUCCAUGGCCACAUGGAGUACCCAGAUGCGCAGACCAUGGAGCUUUUGCAGACGUUCGGGACGGGAUCCAACGGCGGCUUCGGGGGCGUGGAGCAGGGCCAGAUGGACUUUGGCUUUGGCAUAAACUGGGAAGGUGUGCACAACGACUAUGCGGAAGCUGCACAGCCAAUGAAUCCCUUUGAUACGUUUUUCUUUGGCGGGCCUCAGGGAGGGAACGCCGGAUUUGGUGCAUCAAAUGGCGCGGGUGGACACUCGGGAGGGAGCGACAUGUGA
Molecule: messenger RNA, 3045 nt
Organism: Trichoderma virens Gv29-8
Lineage: Eukaryota; Fungi; Ascomycota; Sordariomycetes; Hypocreales; Hypocreaceae
Exons: 4
Coding region: 1-3045 (1014 amino acids)
Biological process (GO): DNA-templated transcription; positive regulation of transcription by RNA polymerase II
Molecular function (GO): zinc ion binding; DNA-binding transcription factor activity, RNA polymerase II-specific; sequence-specific DNA binding
Source: RefSeq, a predicted model, not a curated record